This is a messenger RNA of Monomorium pharaonis (pharaoh ant), 7108 nucleotides long. RefSeq names its product arfGAP with SH3 domain, ANK repeat and PH domain-containing protein (gene Asap). Gene Ontology annotation, cellular component: cytoplasm. The transcript is spliced from 17 exons. Gene Ontology annotation, biological process: positive regulation of GTPase activity. The record is from RefSeq and is a predicted model, not a curated record. Bases 1011 to 4088 code for a protein of 1025 amino acids. Gene Ontology annotation, molecular function: GTPase activator activity; protein binding. NCBI's taxonomy places the organism in Eukaryota, Metazoa, Arthropoda, Insecta, Hymenoptera, Formicidae.
GCCGCCUCAGUGGAACUUCGGCCGCAGUCGCGAGUGUUUCGGCGGUACUCGGCACCGACCGGGGCGGUCACAGGGUGCGCGAUUAGGUGCGAGAUUCGAGUGCGAAGGAGCAUCCCCGUGCGCGCGGGCGCGCGCGCCCACCCACCCAACCUUCCGCUCGCGGUGUGUUGUUUUUAUGUGUUCGUGCGCGUCGCUCCGUCCGUCUGUCCGCGGUGUGCAUGCGCGCAUGCACGUAUAUGCGUGGUGACCCGCGCGCUCCUCGCUGACGAAGAGAAGAGCGAGCUGUUGCCGUUGUUGCUGCUGCUGUUAUGCGUUCUCACGACCGCUGGUAGCUCGUCGCGAUCAUGUCGCGAAAAUAAUCGCGAGUGUGUAAUCUCUCUCUCUCUCUCUCUCUCUGGAGAGGUAGCAGCCGUCGGACUCUGCUGCUCCUCGAACCUGCCACUCUGUCACUCCGUCUUGCUCCCUCGUUUUCUCGUCAUUCAUUUUCCUCUCUGUCAUUCUCUCUUUCUCUCUCGCGCCCUCUUUAUUCAACGCGCUCUUUCCAUCUCUCUCUCUCUCUCUCGCUCCCUGUCACUCUCCGUACGUACCGGAACGACGACGACGACGACGACGUUCGUAUACUUCGCGUACCGCGCGUCGAAGCAGAAAAGCAGCGUACGGGCGAAGAGGAGAGACGAAAAAAGUACGUGAUCGGGGUGGCGUUUCCCCGCGGAAUUCAUGGUGAGACUGGUGAGAGACAAGUGAAGUGAACGGUGAAACUCGCGGAGUGUGAGAGAAGUGCCGCGCGUUCGCCGGCAACGACUACGACGACGACGACAACGACGACGACGACGACGACGUGCGACGGCGACGGCGACGGCGACGACGAGCGAGGGCGAGUCGCGACGGUGGCGAGAAGCGAUUCGCCGACAGCGGGACAACCUCGCUUGCAGCUGGGCGCUGGGUAGAGGAGGAGGGUGGGGGGUGGAGGACGGAACAACUGACGGAAAGGGAGAACGUGAAGCGGAAAGAUGCCGGGCCUGAUCGCUGUGAGCGAGUUCGUCGAGGAGACGAGGGAGGACUACAACUCGCCCACCACGUCCACCUUCGUCUCGCGGAUGCCACAGUGCAGGCAGACCAUCACGUCCCUCGAGGAGACUCUGGACUUCGACAGGGAUGGUCUUACGAAGCUGAAGAAGGCUAUCAAGGCUAUUCACAACUCUGGAAACGCUCAUGUGGACAACGAGGUGUACUUAGGAAGAGCGUUAGAGAGACUCGGUGAUGCCGCUCUCAAGGAACAGGAACCGGACAUAGGUGCGGCUUUUCUCAAAUUCGCGGUGGUCACGAAGGAACUGAGCGCCCUCAUGAAGACCCUGAUGCAAAAUAUCAACAACAUCGUGAUGUUUCCAUUGGAUUCGGUGCUGAAGGGUGAUCUGAGGGGCGUGAAAGGGGAUCUAAAGAGGCCCUUUGAGAAAGCCUGGAAGGACUAUGAGGCAAAGUAUGCGAAAAUCGAAAAGGAGAAGAAGCAGCACGCGAAAGAAGCCGGUCUGAUUCGUACGGAGAUCACUCCCGCCGAGGUCGCAGACGAGAUGGAGAAGGAGAGACGGUUGUUUCAGUUGCAAAUGUGCGAGUAUCUGAUCAAAGUGAACGAGAUCAAAACGAAGAAGGGUAUCGAGCUGUUACAGCAUCUAGUCGAAUAUUACCACGCGCAAACAAAUUACUUUCAGGACGGCUUAAAGACCAUUGAACACUUCGGCUCGUACGUGGCCGACCUAAGCGUGAAAUUGCAAAAAAUCAGACAGACGCAGGAUGAGGAACGAAGACGACUAACGGAACUUAGGAGUCUUCUUAGAAGCUCCGGAUGUGACAAAGAGCUGAACGCGAAUGCAAACGCGGGUUAUUCGCUGCAUCAGCUGCAGGGCGACAAGCAGCACGGCGUCACGCGCUCCGGCCACCUGCUGAAGAAGAGCGAAGGCAAGAUGAGGCGAGUCUGGCAGAAGAGGCGAUGCGCCGUGCAGGCGGAGGGCUACCUCGAUAUUUGCCACGCGGACGAGAACAAGCCGCCCACCAGGGUGAACCUAUUGACCUGCCAGAUUAAGUUAGUACCAGACGACAAGCGAGGCUUCGAUCUCAUAAGCUACAAUAGGACGUACCACUUUCAAGCGGAGGACGAGGCGGACCAGCGCGCGUGGAUGUCGGUUCUCGUGAAUUGUAAGGAGCGUGCCCUGUUGCGAGCAUUCGACGCGAGCGGCAAGGCGGAGGCCGGUAGCGGCAAUCCUAGUCUCGUAGAGCUGCAGCAGGCUGUUAUACGAUGCGUUAUGCGAUUACCCGGAAACGAUCAGUGCUGUGAUUGCUCCUCGCAGAACGACGCCACGUGGCUGUCGACGAACUUCGGCAUAAUAGUAUGCAUAGAGUGCAGUGGCAUCCACCGGGACCUAGGCGUGCACAUAUCGCGAAUACAAUCUCUGACGUUGGAUAACGUCGGCACCGCUCAGCUGUUGCUCGCGCGACACAUGACGAAUCAGGCAUUCAACGAGGUGAUGGAGGCGACGUUGCGUCACAAUCUCAAGCCGUCGCCGACGUCGACAAUGGAAGAGAGGUAUGAGUUCAUACGCGCCAAGUACGUGGACAAGAGAUACGUGAUGAAUACGUGCGCAGACGAGCGCGAUUUACUUUCCGAUUUGGAACAUGCUGUUAAUAAUCGCGAUCUGCAGCAACUUCUGCAAGUUUAUGCCGAAAACGUGGAUCUGGCUGCGCCAUUGCCGACAUCGGACGUAGGCGAAACUGCGUUACACUUGGCCAUUCUGCGCGAGAUGGGUAGCAGUUUGCACAUCGUGGACUUCCUAGUGCAAAAUAUGCCGAGCGGCGGUAUCGACAGGGCGACCAUCGAUGGCGAAACGGCGCUACAUCUUUCCGCGCGACACGACAGAGCGGAAGCAAUGAAGCUGCUUUUACGAGCUGGCGCGGAUCCCUCGCAGCGAAACAAACAGGAUAAGACACCGCUGGACAUCGCCCAGGAAAUGGGACACCACACGUGCAAGGAACUGCUCAGUCACGCUCUUCAGAGACAGAAAACGUUAUUUGAUAAUGUCAAUAUUGACUGGAAUCUUUCUCACGAUGAAGGUUCCACGGAUUUCUCUGACGACGAGACGAUAAUAGAAGACAGAAAUGGAUGUUUAACGCCUGAGAAAAAAUCACGUAGCAGACCGCCGUCAUAUGCCGGAGGUGGUGGUACGGGUUCGGGUGAUUCGCCAGUAACAUUACGCAGUCGGAGCAGCACUUGCGACAGUUUACAAAGCGGAUCUUCUCCGAGCGCCUCGACAAACCGUCAGCAAAUGCCUCCGCCACCGCCACCACAAGCUAGAAAACCCGUAGCUGUGCCCACUCCCAUGGUGCCGGACAUUUCAGUGAACAUUCAUGGCUCGCUGAAGAAGCGGGUUGCGCCGCCGCCGCCGCCCGGUGGGAACCCCGUCGCGAGCGGUGUUGUCUUGCCGUCGUCGCACUACGGUACGCUACCUACGUUGGCUACGUCGACGCAUAGUCGUACGACCAGCGAGCCGAUUUUAGCUGGCCACACUUUACACACUCUACCGCAUACGUUGAAUACACUAAAUAGCCAUCAUAAGAGAUCACCGAGCAGCGACUCGUCGACCGGACACGGUAUGGACAAGACGAACAGCUCGACGUUACAGAGACCGCGGAAUCCACCACCUCCGGCUCCAUCUAGCAUCACGACCAGGCUAAGCAACGGACGUAGCAGCGAGUCCUUGAGUUCUAUGUGUUCGGAUCACAGUCUCGGCAAUCCUAUUCCGCCGCCACGAAAGCGAAGGGACCGGUCCAGGCUAGAGAGCUACGCCGAAGAGCCUUCAUCUUUGCUCCCAAAUCUGAAUCUGCCCACAUCAUCGACUUUGAGUGGCCUGCGACGUUGCCGGGCACUGUACGAUUGUGAGGCAGACAACGAGGACGAGCUGUCGUUCCGCGAGGGUGAGGUCAUCAUCGUGACGAACGAGCAGACUGACGAUGACAACUGGAUGGAAGGCGCGUUAGAACGGGCGCCCGAGCGACGGGGUAUGUUUCCGAUUAGUUUCGUGCACAUGCUGCAGGAUUAACAUUCGGUAAGCCUGAACUCGUUGGCGAGCGUCACCAGCACUGCCAGUUCGAUGAGUAUCGCCAGUCUCGGCCGCAGAAAUUGGCUGAGGAAACCAAAGGAGUGAAGCACUCAAGCCAUUUUUCCGUCGUAUCUUCAGAAAGUUUGAAGUGGAAAAUCCAAAAGAAGAAGAAACGUUUGGAUAUUGACGAACGUUCGUUGUCGAAUAAAGGAUUUAAUCCGCAUCUUGAUUCUCUCAUUUUUCAUGUUUUCCUAGGAAAAUUGACAUAUGGAUGUAAAGUACAUCAACGUAGACAAUUUUGCACCUGUACAUGGAGCAAAUGCUUAAAAAAUCGAGAAGAAUACGACAUAAAUAUAUUUUUUGUUUUGAAAAGCACGACACAAGUUUAUAUAUUUAUUCUGAAAUUAAAUGCUUGGUUUUUUUUCAAGAUGAACAAAAACUUUUUCACUUCAAAUCACUUUUAUGUAAUUAUCUAUUAAAAAAUCAAAUUAAGGCUGAUUCACUUGAUAUACACUAAAUGCUUAGAAUAAACUGAUCAAUCGAAACAAAAAAUUUUUAAUUGGGAAUAUAUAUAUUUAAUAUCGCCUUUACGUUUGUGUAUAUAACUAAUUAUUUAAAUUUACAAUCACCAGCAAAAAAUUUUACUAAUUGAUCAACCAGAAAAUGCUUUGAACCUUUUGUAGCAUCAAGUGAACUGUAGCCUAUGUUAUAUAUCAAAAUAUAUAACUGAACAUAAAAAAAAAACAUACAUUGAAGUAUUUUUGUUACUGUAAAUUAUAUUACUAUUUUAUUUUAAUAAUUUAAUUAUAUAAUUAUUUAAGUUUUAUCGUUAACUUGUUAAACACUAAAAGAUUAAAAAAUUUUUCUCUUCUACGGUGCAAAAUUAUUUCUGCUGAUGUUCUGGUAUUCAAUCCUACAAUACGAAUGAUUCUUUUAAAUCGAUUGAAUGCCUUAAUAUCAAUUUUAAUUCACUCUUUUGUGUGUAAUGUAACAUGAAUGCGUACUAAUAUCUUUAUGUUUCAAGAAAAUUAGAGAAAAUAUAUUUCAAUUUGCUUUUUUGGCUCGAAAAUCAACAGACAUUUCGAAAACUUUACACUGGGCUAUAAUCAACAUGUAUGGGUUGUGUUAACUGCGUAAUUAUUAAGAAAUGACCGACCAUUUAGCCGAGUAUUAGUGUCUUACGUUGGAUGACAAUCAUAUUGAGACUCUCGAAGAAAUAUGAAUAUUAUGGUCGAUGAUGGAUACUCGGAAUUUUGUUUCGUCAUCCAGGCAUGAUUACGCAGUGGAAUUUACCUUUUCUUGAAAACUUUUUUUAAAAAUAUGCGAUAGAGGAGUACAAACGCCGUGAUGUGACAUUCACGGAUUUCUGGUGUUUGUCGCAAAGAAUGUUGUAUCUGAAGAGUUUAUAUGUAGAGAGAUCUAUAUGAUAUGUAUUCGUCUAACUCAUAUAUAUUAUAUUAUAUACGGUAAGCAAUUGUUUGCAUGUAGUCUAGUUGCAAAAUAAUCCGGCUGACAAAGUAUGACGUCGAGAAUAACGUUGACAAAAAGCACGUCGCACGAUUGACAUUAAAAUCGAAAUUGAGUAUGAUUCUCGCGUUAAAAAAUGUGAUAUAAAUAAAUAUUAUAUUUCAGAGUAAAUUAUUAAUAUAUUAUGAAGUAACGCAUCUACGAACAAAAUGUGAGACGAACAUUUUCCAUACCAAAUGAUUGCUGUAGAAAUAAUGUAGAUUUUAUCCGAUGCAAAACACUAAAAAGAAACAUAAACAAAGUAUCUAUCAACAGAGAAAAUAUAAUAAUAAAUAUUUAACAAUAUAAAAUAAAAUAUAGUAGUUUCUAAGAAAGUAUAAAAGAGACUCUCAAAAUGCGGAUUAGAGGAGCAUGAGCUUUCAAUGAUUAUGCCAUUGUUUUGAAAAAGUCCUAUAUAAUACACUGAUGAUUGCGCUGGACAGAGAAAAAGACGUGCACGUGUUUUCGUGUCUCAUCGUUUGUACGUUUUAUUGAUCUGGCGCACACUUCUUUUUUCUGUACUGCCAAUAACCGAUCGAUUUAACAUAGGGAUAGAUAAACUUACGUAUAUAGAAUCGUAUUUAUAUUUCGCAUUUAGCGCGAAAUAUUGAUUCUAAAGCUAAGGAUAAUGUUAAAUCGUGGAUCUCUUUUCGUACAAGAGACAAAUAAAUUUCUGAAUCAAACGACCACGUUUGGCGUUAAAUGUGAGAAUGUACGGAUGCAAACUAUAGCCUUUAGGGUGCGUGGAAUGUGUUGCGGAGAUGAUUAAAUUUAGCGUAUAGAGAAAAGAACAGGAGGUAAAGUUUAGCGGUCGUCGAGAUGUUACACCAAUAUAUUGCAUGACAAGUAUUAUUAGUUUACUCGAUUUAAGAACGUCAUUACGUACGACUGUAUAUAUAUAUAUAUAUUUUUUUUUUCUUUCCGUAAUGCCAUACUACAUAUUAGUCGAUCCUCAAAUAGAAUGCGGGACUUGGAACCAGUUUACUAGCCGCCAAGCGUGCUACGAAACAUGAUGGAAACACGUGAUGUAACGCGACAAGUGGAAUUCUUCACACUUCGCGUUAUAUUAUCAAUAUUCUAUUUGAAUGUAUGAGACCAAAGAGGAUUAUUUUGCGAAUGGCGAGAAGAGAGCCGUUUCGAGAACGGUGUGUUUGCGGAAUUAUUUAGUCUAAAUGGCGUUUACCAAUAAAAUUUGUUUCUUGGAUGGAACGGAGAAAGCUGCAGCGAAAGCGAUACACUUAUUAUGUUAAUGACGGUAUAGCAUUGCCGAUCGGUAAAAUGAUUCCGCAAGUCACCACAAUUCGGUAACAAUUCCAUCAAUGUGUGUUCGGCUCGUGUAAUGUUAUACGGAUCUUAUGCCGAUAUUCGGACAGUAUGAAUUACUGAAAACUGUACUGUUUUCCUUAUGAUUAUUAUAAGGCUUUGUACAUACGAAAACUAGAGUAUACCGCUGCAAGCUAUUAGCUGUGACAUUAUCUCCUAAACAUAACUGUUUGAUUUAAAGAUCCAAAAAA